UAUUAGUCUCUUUGCAUUACCAAAAUUCCUUCCCCGUCAAGGAGGGGACGUUGGACAAUGGCGGACACAUGUGGCCAAGUACUCCUAGGGUCUGGGCUGACUGUCCUUUCCCACCCUCUUAUGUACAUCAAGGUUUUAGUACAGGUGGGACAUGAACCUCUUCCACCCACUCUAGGAAGAAAUUUGUUUGGCAGACAGGUGUAUCAGCUUCCAGGGCUAUUCGCAUAUGCUAAACACAUAAUAAAGAUUGAUGGAAAAUCUGGCCUGUUCAACGGUCUCGCCCCCAGACUUUGUGCAGGGACCAUUGGCACCAUUGUUCACAGUAGAGUGUUGCAGAAAUCCCAAGAGAGCAAAUUUGAGGUCGUGGGUGGCGGGCGGAAAGCAGAGGAGGGCUCAUUGCAGCAUGUUGUCAAUGAGACAACCAGGGAGAUGAUAGCACGCUCCUGUGCCACAAUAGUCACACACCCAUUCCAUGUAAUCACCCUUAGAUGCAUGGUCCAGUUUAUUGGAAGAGAAGCGAAGUACAGUGGUGUCUUUGACUCCAUCAUCACAGUCUACAGAGAAGAGGGAAUCCUUGGAUUUUUUGCUGGUCUCAUUCCUCGUCUUCUUGGGGAUGUUCUCUCUCUGUGGAUCUGCAACAUGCUCGCUCAUCUCAUCAACACAUACGCAAUAGAUGACUCAAUGAGUCACACAAGCGAGAUUAAGAACUGCUCUCAGGCUGUGACUGGGUUUUUGGCCAGUAUGCUGACUUAUCCAUUUGUGUUGGUGUCUAACCUGAUGGCAGUCAAUAACUGUGGGUUGGCUGGGGGUCUACCUCCCUAUGCUCCCAUCUACCCUACUUGGCUUGACUGCUGGAGUCACCUGAGCCGAGAGGGCAAUAUGAGCAGAGGCAACAGUUUAUUCUUCAGGAAGUUACCAGUGGGGAAGACAUACGCCAUUGACCAGAAGCGCUUUUUCUGAAUAGGAUGCUAACAGUAUAGUCUUUAAUUGUGAUAAUAUAAAUGAGAUGGCCCGAUGGCCUGGGUCGGGGAACUCCUAAUUCUUUGUAUGCACUUGUUUACGAUAACAGACUUUUUUUUUCCUUUUGGAAAAUCAGUCUUUGUCAGCUUCCAAAAUAAUUGUUCAUUUUUUUCCCAUUAUUUUCACUGCAGGUUGCUUUCAUUUGGAAACAUAAAGAGCUUUAUUUUAAUAUGUAGAGAUUUGUAUACAUACCCAGACAAAAUAGACCUCAAUGUUAGUGUUUUAAAAUCAAGUGGGCUGUAGACAGGAAACUAUGAAUGUGCUGGCCUCCUCCAUGUACCUCCCUCUGAAAAAUAAGAAUAAAGUAAUAGAUUUAAUAAAAAUGUAAAAAGAAGGGUUAAACUCUGCCACCUGAUUUCUGACAUUAUAGCAAUUUAUCAUUCCUAUUAUCCCCAUUGCUUCAUGUUUCUGAUUGGAAGGUGCUUAUCAAUUAAGAUGUUUUUGUCUCCUAGCCGUCAUCCAUGUUGACUGACUGACUAAAUGAUGGAUUAAAUAGAGAAGUUCCUCCUGUGCUGGCACUGUGCAUGUAGCUGUUGAAAUGAGUUUUGUUAAACGGCAGCCCAGCUGUCUGCCUGCGUGUGCCCACAUGUGUUUGUGCACGUGUGUGUCUGUGUCCUCACGCAGCCCGAGGCGCUGAGACUCACCUGGCUCACCUGAGUGUGGGUCAAGGUUUAGGCCAUGGAGAACGCACCCACAAACUGCUGAGCCAGGUAGGAGUCCCUCCAGUCCGAUGGCAUGAGUGAGACGGCGUGAAACAUCUCCCCCGCUCUCCUCGGCUCCUUACCUGUUAAGACGCAUUCGGGCCGUAUAUUUGUAUUAACGUUCUGAUUGAUCCAAAUAAAUUUAAAUAUGCCUUUU
Messenger RNA from Colossoma macropomum (tambaqui), 1878 nucleotides. It is a transcript of the gene mtch2, whose product is annotated as mitochondrial carrier homolog 2. Gene Ontology annotation, cellular component: membrane; mitochondrion. NCBI's taxonomy places the organism in Eukaryota, Metazoa, Chordata, Actinopteri, Characiformes, Serrasalmidae. The record is from RefSeq and is a predicted model, not a curated record. Gene Ontology annotation, biological process: positive regulation of apoptotic process. The coding region runs from base 58 to 960 and encodes 300 amino acids. The transcript has 13 exons.